Messenger RNA from Sphenostylis stenocarpa, 936 nucleotides. NCBI's taxonomy places the organism in Eukaryota, Viridiplantae, Streptophyta, Magnoliopsida, Fabales, Fabaceae. The record is from the annotation of a GenBank genome assembly.
AUGUAUAGCAGUGGUAACCCGACAAACAUAGCAAACCCCAUAAAAGAUGCUACCUUUCAGGUUGAUAUCAAGACUGUAAGUGGAAGGUUGAAUUUGUAUCAAACUACUCUAUGCGAAAGAUUACGGUGGGAUCUACUAGAUUCAAAUGUCAAUCCCGAUCCCUUUGGCUAUUUGGAUACGUAUAAUAAGAAUGAUAUCCAGCUGAUAUGUUGUCAAGCUGAUGCUAGUACAUUGUGGCUUGUUCCCCGUGUUGUUCGGACCAGAUUGAUUCAAUCCCUUGAAUGGAAUACGGACAUGGAAAUUUUUUUCACCUGGAUACUUUCAAGGGACAGGCCAAAAGGGAAAGAAGUUGUGAAAUAUGAAAAAACUGUUGAUCCUCAAUAUCUUCCAACGCAGUCUGAUGUUCAGAUGGUUCUUAAUGGCUCUAUAAACAGCUUUAGGAUCUAUAAUGUUUAUCCAAGAUAUUUCCGUCUCACUGGCUCAGGUGACGUUAGACCUUUGGAAGAGGAUAUUUCUGUUAGUGCUGAUCUCAUCAUCAAUCGUGAGCAAUUUGAGUGGUGGGCAUUCCAAGAUAUUAAUCGAUCAAAUUUAAGUGGACUUUGUGGUGGCUUGAAGGGACCUAUGGCAGUCAUAAUAUCUGAGGAGACUCCACCGCAGGGCAUUCUCGGCGACACACUCAGCAAGUUCAGCAUAUGGGGGCUUUACAUAACCUUUGUUCUUGCUGUUGGACGUUUUAUCAGACUCCAGUGCUCUGACUUAAGGAUGAGAAUUCCUUUUGAGAAUCUACCUUCCUGUGACAGAUUGAUUGCCAUAUGCGAGGAUAUAUAUGCUGCUAGAGCUGAGGGUGAGCUUGGAGUGGAAGAGGUCCUUUACUGGACUCUAGUGAAGAUUUACCGGUCCCCGCACAUGCUGCUUGAGUACACAAAACCUGAUUAA